CUAAGAUUUUUGGCUUCAUUCUAUUAUUUUGACAUUUCGAUGUCAACCGCUACGUAUUUCUUUGAAAAAAGUCGACUUCUCUUAAUUUUUCAUAACGUCUCUGCUUUUUCCACUCGAUUAACAAAACAAAGAGUCGAGUGGAAGACAGUUUGCGAUAAAAUACGAGGAUGUACCCCAGGAAUUCCACGAGAACCAUGUGACACGAAUACGAAAAAGGGCUUCCAGACCGUCAAUGUGACAGAAAUGUUUUCUGCCAUCUCGACGAGCCAGCGCCACUGCGGAGCCGAUACGACAUCGACGCGAGAUAAACGAACAGCGAUAUAGUCAAGCGCGUCAAAAAUGUGCGCGAGAUGGCCAGUCCACCACCGAACCCAAGGGAAGGCAAGGGGGGCGGCUCCGAAUUCGCGGAGGAGACGAGAAGCCAACGUGCGACCGCCCCGCAGAAGACGUUCAUAGCGCCGCCUGCCUCCCAGCUGCCCACGAAGCUGGAGUUCGUCGCGCGCGGGGGCACCGGCCGCAGCGUGAAGCAUACGUUCCGCACCGUAAAGGUAGCGCGGAGAGUGCCCACGCUGCCGCCCAAGAAGAGCGAGGGUGCGUCGGGCGCCAGCGGCUCGGGUGAGGCAGGCGCCGGCCAGGCCGCGCCGGAGCGCCGGCGCCGCGACCGUGGCAAGCGCCAUGUCUGCAAUACUUGCGACAAGCGCUUCUCCAGCCCCGGCAAGCUCAGCCAGCACAUCCUGUCCCACACCGGUGAGCUCCCAUUCUCUUGUGAAUUUUGUGACAAGCGAUUCAAUUCUAAAUUCAAACUAGUGCGCCACAGUCUCAUUCACAGUGAGGCUAAAGCCUUUGCAUGUACAGUCUGUGGCAAAACUUUUAAUCGUAAAGACCAUCUUACGAAUCAUGUUAGGGUUCACAACCCUGUCAAAAAACUGUAUACUUGUGAAAGGCCUGAUUGUAGAAAAUCAUAUACAUCUUUGCUAAGCUAUCGUAAGCAUGCUGCCCUUCAUUCUGCUGAAGAGGGCAAUUUACAAUGUAAGAUCUGUGAUGAAGUGUUCAGUACAAAACAAGAUAUUAUUUAUCAUCUCAAAAUUCAUACUGGGAGUCGAACAAUUAAAAGUGAGACCGAUAAAAAGUAUACAUGUGAUCAUUGUGAUAGAAGGUUUUUCACCGCAAAAGAUGUACGCCGGCACAAUGUAGUACAUACAGGCAGACGGGAUUUUCUGUGUCCCUACUGUCCACAAAAAUUCGGACGGAAGGAUCAUCUGGUUAGGCAUGUAAAAAAUGCUCAUCCAGAAGAGUCAUGGAAAUCUGCAGCAGUGGGGACUUCCAGAGAUCCACCUCCUGAAGUUUCUUUUGAGGAAAGUUUUACAGAUUUUCCACUUACACCUGAAUUUGGUAUCUGGAAACCUCCAUCGCCAAAACAGGAGGCUCCAGACGGAAGAACUAGUGUGCCUGCCUGUGACAUAAUUGUAGAAAUACCUGAAUUAGAUAUUAAAGUGGAACCACAAUUAGAUAUUAAAAUAGAAGACCCACCAUCGCCAGGUGAAAUACUAGAAUAUCCAGUGGUGUAUGUUGUGCCACCUCCAUACCCUCAAACGCCAUCUGACUUGCCGUAUAUAACACAGCAAUUAAGUGAUACAAUGGAUGUGCAUUUGCUUGGUACAGAAAACGUAGGGUCCUUGCUAUUGGAUCCUGGGGAGGGACCAUCCGGCCUGUCAAGGGAGAUGUUAGGUCUGUUAGAGGAGAAUGAACCAACUUACUCGAGUGAAGAAAGCACCAGCCGUAGUCAGCAACGGUUGCCCGCUUUCACUCAAGCAUUUCAAACAGCGCAAAGCCCCAAGCCUCCGCCUCCACCCCCGCCUCACUAGCGUCGUCGUCGCCGGCGCCGGCGCAUAUGCUGCAUUUAUAAACCAAACUACCUCAUAGGUAACGUUGGUCUAAGUAAUAGUCCACAAGAGAUCGUGAUUGCGAUUUUUUUUUUAAACCACUGUUAUCUAAUGGCACUCGUUGCCCCAUCUCAGGUAUAUUGUUUCCGAAUUCUACAUGAAUAUAUUAUCUAGUCGUGUAUGUACUUUCGGAAUUGUAAAUUGUUAUUUAUAAGAUACUUGUAUGACGUUUAUGGAGUAUAAAUGGGACCAACUCUGUGAACUUGGGAGAGUAGUUUAUGAAAAGCUAACUAUUCAAUAGGGAUAUAAUUUAAGUAAGGAGGAUUUGUAUGUGGGCAUAUGACUCUCGAAGGCAGUGAAUUGUAUAAUAUGUUUUAGAGAGGUUCACUGUUUUCUGCGCGAUAAUACAACAGAGAGUAUAUGUCUUAUAGGAGAGUAAUAGUUGGGUGACAACAUCAGAUCUGUUCAUAGAAUGCAUUACGACCAUCCAUGUUGUGUCCGGAGUAAUCACUUGUAUACAUUUGCUUCAUUAGUUAGUAUGGUUUCAUUUAAAUUCUGUUAUUUGGAAUUAAUGAGACCAUUAUCAGAUUGAAACUAUAUUCUUACCUCAGAAGCGUCCGCUUCCUUAGUUUUUAAGACAGAUUCUUGGGUCUUCGAAAAUACAAUAUGUAAAAAUUGAAUGUGCCAAAAUUCAUAUUUGCUAUUAUUAUUAAUGACAUAAUGUUUCAUAAGCGAUAUUAUGGCUCUAUAUUUCUUAUUGAUUCUUAUAGUGUUCAUCUUUACGACAAUCACAGUAUAUAUUAUAUGAAUUGUAUAUCUGUUAUAUAUUAUAUACAUCUUUAUUACAUAUUUGUGUUAUUAGGUGCCCUGCAUUUAUUGCAAAAGAGUUUUAAUACAAAACAAACACAUUCAUUUAACUUGCUAAAUCCUAAUUAUUUUUAUUAACAUUUAAAUUUUUAUGGUAUAUAUUUCAUAGAAAGUGUAUUGUUUAUUUACAAUUAUUGUUGUAAUUCUGAAUAAUUUGUUGUAAAAACACAUGUGUGGCGUCUAAUAAAAACAAAUGUGUGAAAGAUCCAAUGUUGUACACACUUUGUUAUUGAAUAUGUAAAUAAUUCUAAACUUAUAGGUUAAUAGGACUGUAAAAAAUUUAAUCUACCUCAAUUGCAACUUAUUCUUACGUUUAGAAAUUUAAUGGUUAGGUUAGUAAGGAAAAAGUUUAUUUUUUCUUUAUGAGAAAUACACGCAAUAUAGGGCUGGUUAGCAUUCAACAGAUUUUUGUGUUUAUAUUUAAAUUUAGUGUGUGCUGAUUCAAAAAUUGUAAUACAAUAAGUAUAUAUCGUUAUCAUUUCGCUUUGUUUAUUUUAAUUAAGAAUAGCUGUCGUUUUAUAUUUGAUAAAAAGUACAAUAACAAAUCUCAUUCAGGAGAAAUGUGGGAUAAAAAAAAUCAUUAACAAAUUCGAAAUUAAAAAAAAAGAAAAUGUUGCAUUCUCAUUACAUAUAAAAAAAUCAUCGCAUUGUAUAGAAUAUUAUUAUGUGUAGAUAAAAUAUGGAUAAAAUGUUAGAAAAAAAAACUUAUUGUUACAUAUCGGUUCUAAGCCUCCAUAUUUGAAUAGCUAUUUUUAUCGAUCUUACACUAACACCAGUCUUUAAGCCUUUCAGCUAGUCAUACAUACAAAUACUACAUUCUAUAAUAGUUAAAAGCAGGUAUUAUUCAUGUAAAUUUUUAAAUAUAUUUAGAAACAGCAAAGAAGCAAUCAACAAGUUGGUAACAGUAUUUCUGGGUUUUUAAACAUACUAUGAAAAUAUAUGAUUUAUGAACCUUAUAAAUAGAUUAAAUGUUAUCUACUAAUACAUAUCACUUAUAUUCAUUUGCUUUCGUGUUUCAAAUGGUUAGGUAGAAAGUGUCUGUUAUUAUUUAUUUGAUGACCUGAAUUUAAAUACGAAUAUACUUAGUAUCCACUUUUUUGUUUUGUAGCACUGAAAGUGUUCAAUAUUCCCUAAUUAUCGGAGUUUUUAUGCAUAAUUAUUUGUAAUUGUUAAAUUUUUAUUUCCCAGUUUUUAUUUUUAUUUUUUUUUUAUAUAACAUCUAAUGAGUGUGACUCGUAUUUAUAUUUUUUAUAAUUGUGAACAUUAUGUGUAAAGCCAAAUAAUUACAUAAUUUUAUUCGUGUUUACAACUAAGAGUUCGAAUAUUUUUUUUUUAUUUAUAUGUAACUUUAAAUACGUAAGUUUUGGUUAACAGCAACGAAUAUGCUACGAGUAAAUAUUAAAAAAGAAUCCGUAACAUGGAUGAGAAAGUUUUUAUGUUUAAUAGGGUUUAUACAUAUUUAAUAUGUGUUCGAAUUGAUAUUCGCUUAAAAUUGAUUUGAAUUUUUUUACUCGUAGUUGAAGGAUAUUGAUCCAUAGGUAUAUACGUAAAAUGGUACAUUAAAUAGGGGCCUUAAAAUGUUUUAAAUAGAUUGUUGAAAUUAAAACAAAAAAAAAAAUAAAUAUAUUUUUGAAAAUUCUACAAUGUUUUAACCUAAUAGAAGUGAUCUAUUUUUGUUACGCUUUUUUUUAAAGAAGUAAGGCAUUUUAUAUUGGAUGUUAGAAUUUUACGUAAUUCUAAAUAUUUUUAACGAUCCUUUUAAAGAAUGAUAUGAAACGAUGGAUUACCAUUAUUUCAAUUUGAAUAUUGUAAACCUGUUUUUUGUUUAAUUCGUGUAAAACAGUUGGUUACUUGAUAAUACUUACUGCUUGUCCACAAGAAUUUAAACUCAUUGAUAACUUUAAAGUUUUAACUUUUAGGUUUUGUUCUAAGAACCGGGAACAUGUUUUUUAUUUACAUGCCGUUUUUUAUUAAGUUUAAUUACUUUUAAAGUGCCAAAGAUGAAUGAUUAUUUUUUAAUUCUUCUAUUAUUUUAUAAUAACCGUUGAUUUUUUUGACAAACACUGCCACAUUACAUUUCUUGUGGACACGCAAAUAAUAUUUUUUUUUACAUAAGUAUUUUAUUCCCACAAAAAUAGCUUAUCAAUGAAUAAACAUUGUACCUGGUUUAUAAUAAAAGUACUGUAUCGUUUUCAUUGUAAUAA
Zerene cesonia (dogface butterfly) is the source of this 4954-nucleotide messenger RNA. Its product is annotated as zinc finger protein 467-like. Gene Ontology annotation, cellular component: nucleus. The record is from RefSeq and is a predicted model, not a curated record. Lineage: Eukaryota; Metazoa; Arthropoda; Insecta; Lepidoptera; Pieridae. The coding region runs from base 351 to 1865 and encodes 504 amino acids. Gene Ontology annotation, molecular function: DNA-binding transcription factor activity, RNA polymerase II-specific; RNA polymerase II transcription regulatory region sequence-specific DNA binding. Gene Ontology annotation, biological process: regulation of transcription by RNA polymerase II. The transcript has a single exon.